GGUGACCUACAUAAUCAGUCAUAGAGCUUCCUUGAACGACACUUGGCACAGUUCGUAAACGUUAUCGCAGAAGUGAAAUCUAUAGGUAAAACCAGCCAUGAGUCAAUCUGUCUACCGAAUUGUUGUAUUGGUAGCACUAUUAUUGCAGGUAUUUUGUUCGGAACUUCCGGAAAACUGCAUCAACCCAGCUGGAAAGCAAGGAAAAUGCGUGCCAUUUCGAAAUUGUCGAUCUUUCGUCAAACUUCUGCAGCGUAGCCCGAUUCCUCCCAAAGAUAUGAGGUUUCUGAAGGCAAGUCAAUGCUCAGAACCGAAUGCAAGUGGUUCGUCGGUUUUAGUAUGCUGCCCGAAGGAGGAGAAACUUCUGAAACCUCCGUACUGUGGCGUAGGAGAAAGUGACCGGUUGAUUGGUGGCCAGUUAGCAUUUCUUAGUGAAUUUCCAUGGACAGCUCUCAUUGAGUAUCGUCGCAAUUCAAGCGACGAAACCAGAUUUCGCUGCGGAGCCACUUUGAUUGGUCCCAAAUAUGUUCUCACUGCUGCACACUGUGUUCAUGAAGGCUCUAAUGACUUUUGGAAAGCAAUCGGAGUUCGUCUGGGCGAGCACGACCUCGACACAACUCAUGAUUGUGAGUUCGGAGAGUGCGCAGCCCCACCCAUUACUGCGGGAAUCGAAAGGAUCAUUGUUCACGAGAACUACAAACCACGCCAUAAGGAGCAUACCGACGACAUUGCGUUGAUUCGACUGGACAGAGAGAUCCAGUUUAGUGAAGACGUUGCCCCCAUUUGCUUACCCGUCGAGGAAUCGAUUCGCAAUAGAAAUAUCAGUGGAAUAUGGAACGCUAAAUCCGUUGGUUGGGGGGUAUCUGAAUCAGCAAUCGCUUCGCGUCAGAAGUUGAAAAGCCACUUGGCCAUCUUGGAUUCCGAGAGCUGCCGCAAACUGGACAAGGCCACCCUUAGAGAUACGCAGUUUUGUACGGAAAUGCAAAGUGAUCGCGAAACAUGCACGGCGGACGAUGGGGGAUCCCUCGUUAUCAGGGGUCAUCUGAAUGGGUUGUUCGGGCACAACUUUCUGUAUGGCGUUGCUAGCUUUGGAAAGGAUAACCUUUGUGGAGCAAAAGGGGAGCCUGCAGUGUUUACCGAUGUUACUCAGUACAUCGAAUGGAUUGAGAGUAAUAUUGAGCUAUAAAGUCGGAACUACUGCAAGAAACUACAUUAAUACUGUAUAAUAUUCAAAAAUGAAGAAUCUGUUCCUAUUGCGAAUAAAACAAAGAAA
Molecule: messenger RNA, 1270 nt
Organism: Aedes aegypti (yellow fever mosquito)
Lineage: Eukaryota; Metazoa; Arthropoda; Insecta; Diptera; Culicidae
Product: serine protease easter
Exons: 5
Coding region: 98-1183 (361 amino acids)
Biological process (GO): proteolysis
Molecular function (GO): serine-type endopeptidase activity
Source: RefSeq, a predicted model, not a curated record